AUGUCGACGGACGCGGCGCCCUCGGCAGAGGACAAAGCUCGAUAUGAUUCCCUGCGGAAAGAACUCGUACAGGCCCUGACCAAGAAGCGCCAACUGGACAAGCAGUUGGCUGCGACAGAGCUCGGGAUAUACAACUUGGAAGGAAAUUACUUGGCGGAAGCUCUGCGCGACGGUGGCGGAAACAUCAUACAUGGUUUCGAGAACUACCUCAAGAACCAGAACACGGCCAGGCGCAAGACGGAACUCAGCGAUGCCGACCGUUUCUUCUCCAAUAGCAGCGUGACUUACCAGAAGGCGCGCGCAGCACAUUCUCUGGAACUCAUGGGCGAUGGAGAGGAAUCAACCGCCACCAUCGACGACGGCAAGCUCACGGCCGGGUCAAAUUCCGUCGUUGUUCCCAUUCCGCCCGCUGGAAAGUCGGAGAUGUCUGCCGCGCAGCAUAAGAAGAAUAGGGAUAGAGAAUACCAGAGGCGAAAACGCGCGAGCAACCGCAAGAGCGCAACAGGUCAGGACAGCGACGACGAGAGCGUGUCGACGAUGUCGAGCAAACGGCCGACGAAGCGAGCUCGACUGGCGGAGGAUGAGUAG
Molecule: messenger RNA, 588 nt
Organism: Punctularia strigosozonata HHB-11173 SS5
Lineage: Eukaryota; Fungi; Basidiomycota; Agaricomycetes; Corticiales; Punctulariaceae
Product: NuA4-domain-containing protein
Exons: 3
Coding region: 1-588 (195 amino acids)
Cellular component (GO): NuA4 histone acetyltransferase complex
Source: RefSeq, a predicted model, not a curated record